GAAUGAUAAGAUUAUCUUAAUCUAAUCAUUAUAUAAUUGUGUUUGCAUUAUUUGCUAUUAUAAUAUCCUCCUGUGAUGCAAGUAAUCAUUUAAGAGGACAUCUUGAAGGUAUAUAAAAUAUAUUAAAAUUAGAUCAUCAAAAUAAGCAUUUAUAUUCUAGCCAUAAAAGUGGAAACCCUAUAACAGCCGUUAUAUUUGGAUUCCUAUGUGUUACUGGAGCAUUUGCUAUGUUAUGGUAUAAUGAAAGAAGGUUUUUAAUUAUUACAUAACAACUUUAGAUAGGCUAUAACAGAAUACAGACUAGAAGAAGCAAAGAAAUAAUGUACAUCAGUUAACUCAGCUGAAGUAAAUCCUAAUACCAAUCAUUAAUUGAUUCACACAAAUGGUAUUCUCUAAUUCUAAAUAAAUUUAUAGGUGAAAGCAGAACCAAUGAUCUUGUUGUUGAUGCUGCAUUUGGUUUAUCUUUAAAAGAUUGCAUCAAAUUAGUCAGAACUGUAGAAAUGUAUUAAUGGGUUCGCAAAUCUAGAGAAGAAAAUAAAAGAACUGUUUAUUAUUAUGUUUAGGAAUGGAGCACAAUUUUUCAUGAAGAUUGUGGAGAAGGACAUUUUAAUGAUAAAACAAAAUGGAUUGUUGAAUAAGAAACACAAGUUAACUUAAAUGUUCGUAUUGGUGCUUAUUUAAUGAGCAAAUCUUUGGCUGAAUAAACAAAUGCUAAGGAAAGUAUUCCUAUGGCUAGCAAUAAUGCAUAAUCAGUUUCUAAUUUCUAUGGGUUAGUUAGAGGUUUUUAGAAUUAGUAUAUUAAUAUAAUAUUGUAGUGAAGCUAAUGGAUAAUAUAUAUAUUUCUAAUAAAAUAAAGGAACUGUUACCAUGAAUGAUUUGAGAGUCUCAUUUAAUGCAUCCAAAACUGGUCCUACUACUGUUGUUUCUCAAUAAUAAAAUGAUACAUUCACACCAUUUGUCAUUCAUGAUAAAUUUGAAUAAACAUUAGCUAGAGAUGAAAAUUUAGAAGACAUGUAAUGCUCUUGUGCUACUUGCUGUUGUUUUUGCUGUAAAGUAUGUAGAGCACUUGAAAAACCUCUUACUGAAAUUGAUUGGAUCUAUGAAACUAUCUUAACAUAAAAUUAAGUGUUUAAAAAAAAAGCAGAAGAAAAUGCAUGUUUCACUUUGGCAUAAAGAAUUGGUGGAUAUGUGUUAAUGGUAUAUAAUUUAUUCAUGUUUUAUAGGGAAUUGGAUUUUGCUUAAUAUUCUCUCCUAUCUCAUGGUUAAUAUCAUUGUUCCCUUUAGUUGGAAACUUUUUAGCUUCUAUCACAGGAUUUGUUUUCUUUUUAGUCAGCUUUAUUAUUUCUAUUCCAUUUUCACUUUUGACUAUAGCCUUUGCAUGGCUAUUUUAUCAUCCUAAAUAUGGAAUUGCAUUAAUUGCACUUUCUGGAUUAAUUGGAGCAGGAAUCUAUUUUUAUAUUAAAAGUUAGAGUUGA
Molecule: messenger RNA, 1475 nt
Organism: Paramecium sonneborni
Lineage: Eukaryota; Ciliophora; Oligohymenophorea; Peniculida; Parameciidae
Source: the annotation of a GenBank genome assembly